Molecule: messenger RNA, 773 nt
Organism: Botrytis fragariae
Lineage: Eukaryota; Fungi; Ascomycota; Leotiomycetes; Helotiales; Sclerotiniaceae
Product: putative protein bli-3 protein
Exons: 4
Coding region: 147-773 (208 amino acids)
Source: RefSeq, a predicted model, not a curated record
AAACUCUUUUACUAUCAUCUAGAUACUUUCCGCCUUUUCUACUACAAUUACACUUUCAGUCAAGAAAACAAGCUCUACAAUCAAACCCCCAAUACCAACACCAACACCCAAUUCCCAAACACAACUUCGCCACAAUCCACGCCAAAAUGUCUUUCAGCAACGCAGAUACCGGCUCCAAAGACGCCGAUCCAUAUAAGGCCAAGAACAUUGAUACUCCUACUUUGAAAGAGAAGGUUGAGGAUCUAAAUGAAUUUAUCGAUGCGUGCAAAUUCGGUAUGAUGACUACGAGAGAUGGAAAGACGGGCGCGUUGGUGAGCAGAUGUAUGGCUGUCGCUGCAAAGGAAAAUGGAGGAACCACUCUUCUCUUCCACACCAAUACCGAGUCUGGAAAGACCGAUGAUUUGGCCACCGAUUCUCACAUCAACAUCUCAUUCUUGAAUUCCUCCGGCGAAUGGGCUUCUGUUUCCGGUCUCUCCACCGUUGAAACCGACCGCGAAACCGUCAAGAAAUACUACUCCCCCGCUCUCAAAGCCUGGCUCGGCGAUCUCGGCGAUGGAACCCACGAUGGUGGUCCCAACGAUCCACGUAUCGGUGUUAUCAAGGUCGAAGCCAAGACGGCUACAUAUGCCGUUGUACGCAAGAGUAUUCUGGCGCGCGGAGCUGAGAUUGCACAGGGAGUUAUUACGGGCAAGGCGGCGAGCGUAAAUAAGUUGAGGGAGAUUAGUGAGAGCGAGAUUCAGACUUGGAGGACUAGCCAGGGAAUGGUUCAAUAG